Phragmites australis (common reed) is the source of this 213-nucleotide messenger RNA. RefSeq lists its product as uncharacterized. The record is from RefSeq and is a predicted model, not a curated record. Lineage: Eukaryota; Viridiplantae; Streptophyta; Magnoliopsida; Poales; Poaceae. Bases 1 to 213 code for a protein of 70 amino acids. The transcript has a single exon.
AUGUCUGACUGGGGGCCGGUGCUGAUCGCGGUGCUGUUCUUCGUGCUGCUCACGCCGGGGCUGCUGUGCCAGAUCCCGGGCAGCAACGGGCGGUUCGCGGAGUUCCACAGCAUGCGCACCAGCGGCGCCGCCAUCUUCGUCCACACCCUCCUCUUCUUCGGCUUCUGCGCCAUCUUCAUGGUCGCCAUCGGCGUACACCUCUACGCCGGCUAG